This is a messenger RNA of Capronia epimyces CBS 606.96, 783 nucleotides long. RefSeq names its product 3-oxoacyl-[acyl-carrier protein] reductase. The coding region runs from base 1 to 783 and encodes 260 amino acids. The transcript is spliced from 5 exons. Lineage: Eukaryota; Fungi; Ascomycota; Eurotiomycetes; Chaetothyriales; Herpotrichiellaceae. The record is from RefSeq and is a predicted model, not a curated record.
AUGAGUGCAUCUGCAUCUCCACGACUCAAUUUCCCCCAGGGGAUGCUGGCAGGGCAGACUGCCAUCAUCACAGGGGCUGGCCAAGGUAUUGGGGCCGAGACUGCCGCCAUUUUCGCUCGCGAAGGGUGUAAGGUUGUCAUUGCAGACAUCGAUGCCGUGAAAGCCGAGAAGACAGCUCAGGCCAUCAACGCCGAAGGAGGUGGAGGUGCUGCCAUUGCCGUUGCCGGAGAUGUGACCAACAACGAAGACAUCAAUAACCUAGUCGAGAAGGCCGUGGAAUUUAGUGGUGGCAAGCUUCACAUCAUCGUCAACAACGCAGGGUACGCAUGGGAUUCUCCGAUUGAGCAGAUCAAGGAUCAGCAGUGGGACACCAUCAUCGGUCUACAUAACACGGCACCAUUCAAGCUCAUCCGAGCAGCCGCGCCGUACUUUAUGGUCAAGGACGGCGAACCCAGAUCGAUCGUCAACAUCUCGUCGACAUCGGGCAUCUAUGGCAACGCCGGACAAGCCAGCUAUGCUCUGGCCAAAGCCGGUCUAGUAGGACUUACCAAGACACUGGCUCAAGAAUGGGGACCAGAGUACGGCGUGAGAGCAAACACUGUGGCUUUCGGCGCCAUCAAGACUAGACUGACUCAAGCCCCUGUUGGCGAAUAUGUCGUAAGGCCAGACGGCACCAAGCAUGCUGUUGGGUUUCAUGGCGGCUAUGAUCAAGAGGAGAAAUGGUUCGUGCAUGCUUUCUGUUUAUUUUCUUCCACUUCCACCAUCGUUGACCUUCUGUCAUAG